This is a messenger RNA of Balaenoptera acutorostrata (minke whale), 5625 nucleotides long. It is a transcript of the gene EXOSC9, whose product is annotated as exosome component 9. The transcript has 13 exons. Gene Ontology annotation, biological process: nuclear mRNA surveillance; U1 snRNA 3'-end processing; exonucleolytic trimming to generate mature 3'-end of 5.8S rRNA from tricistronic rRNA transcript (SSU-rRNA, 5.8S rRNA, LSU-rRNA). Bases 89 to 1408 code for a protein of 439 amino acids. NCBI's taxonomy places the organism in Eukaryota, Metazoa, Chordata, Mammalia, Artiodactyla, Balaenopteridae. The record is from RefSeq and is a predicted model, not a curated record. Gene Ontology annotation, cellular component: nuclear exosome (RNase complex); cytoplasmic exosome (RNase complex).
CCGAGGUACGAGCAGGGUGCGCGUGAAGAGGUGCAGGGUGUCUUCUCCCGACGCGUUCCAGUACCUGUGCGUCCCCUGACCCGACAGUAUGAAGGAGACGCCACUCUCAAACUGCGAGCGCCGCUUUCUACUCCGCGCCAUCGAAGAGAAAAAGCGGCUGGAUGGCAGACAAACCUAUGAUUAUAGGAACAUCAAGAUCUCAUUUGGAACAGAUUAUGGGUGCUGCAUUGUGGAACUUGGAAAAACAAGAGUUCUUGGACAGGUUUCCUGUGAACUUGUUUCUCCAAAACUCAAUAGGGCAACAGAAGGUAUUCUUUUUUUUAACCUUGAACUCUCUCAGAUGGCUGCCCCAGCUUUUGAACCUGGCAGGCAGUCAGAUCUCUUGGUGAAGUUGAAUCGCCUCUUGGAAAGAUGUCUCAGAAAUUCGAAGUGUAUAGACACUGAAUCUCUCUGUGUUGUUGCUGGUGAAAAGGUUUGGCAAAUACGCGUGGACCUACAUUUGUUAAAUCAUGAUGGAAACAUUAUUGAUGCUGCCAGCAUUGCUGCAAUUGUAGCCUUAUGUCACUUCCGAAGGCCUGAUGUCUCUGUCCAAGGAGAUGAAGUAACACUGUAUACACUUGAGGAGCGCGAUCCUGUGCCAUUGAGCAUCCACCACAUGCCCAUUUGUGUCAGUUUUGCCUUCUUCCAGCAAGGAACAUAUUUAUUGGUGGAUCCCAAUGAACGAGAAGAACGUGUAAUGGAUGGCUUGCUGGUGAUUGCCAUGAAUAAACAUCGAGAGAUUUGUACCAUCCAAUCCAGUGGUGGGAUAAUGCUGCUAAAAGAUCAAGUUUUGAGAUGUAGUAAAAUAGCUGGUGUGAAGGUAGCAGAAAUUACAGAGCUAAUACAGAAAGCUUUGGAGAACGACCAGAAAGUUAGGAAAGAAGGUGGAAAGUUUGGCUUUGCAGAAUCUAUAGCAAAUCAAAGGAUCACAACAUUUAGAAUGGAAAAGGCCCCUGUUGAUACCUCCGAUGUAGAGGAGAAAGCAGAAGAAAUCAUCUCUGAAGCUGAACCUCCUUCAGAAGUUGUUUCGAAACCUGUGCUGUGGACUCCUGGAACCGCCCAAAUUGGAGAGGGAAUAGAAAACUCCUGGGGUGAUCUCGAAGACUCUGAGAAGGAAGACGAAAAUGAAGGUGGCAGUGAUGAAGCUAUCAUUCUUGAUAGUAUAAAAAUGGACACGGGAGAAGUCUCUAAUAUUGGAAGCCAAGAUGCCCCUAUAGUGCUCUCAGACAGUGAAGAAGAAGAAAUGAUCAUUUUAGAACCAGAUAAGAAUCCGAAGAAAAUAAGAACACAGACCAUCAGUGCAACACAAGUAAAAGCACCAAGUAAAAAGCCAGUGAAAAAGAGAAAAAAGAAGAGAGCUGCUAAUUAAAGUUCACAUAGUUGUAUAUUUGUAUAUAACUAUUAAAAAGGACAGAAGCUCAAAACACAUGGCUGCUAAGAGAACAGUUGCUUAAGGAGGCUGUGCCUGAUUUGUGAAUCCCUUAAAUAAAGUUGAAAUGUCAAGGAUCUCUGAACCGUACGAUAGCCUGGAAAAGCAAGCUUCUUUGGUAUCUACUGCUGUUAAUUCUUACUUUGAGUUUUUGUACUUUUCUCUUAUUGACUGUUGUGCAUGCCGCGGAGCUCUGAGGUAGGUCUGGUGAAGGUCCAUGAGACAAGGCUUUAGAGUUUCCAGCGUAUAUCCAGUCUUUUGUACUAAUGAUUCAGGCUGCAGGAGGGAGGACGGAACCACUGAGUUUUGUUUUUAGUAACAGACACUGAAUACAAGUUAGUUAGUAGUUGGCAUUAAGCUUGAGUUUUGUUAAACUUCAGUCCUAACACCUCCAACUAACAUCUUCCAGUUUUCUCAAGCUCUGUUUGCUAACUUCGAUCAAUUUUUACUAUUUUCCUUGCCAGCAGCAAGUCUUAUGGCCUGAAUUCUUUAAGCACACCUUUCAAAUCCAAGUAUUAAUAGUAAGCAAGCUUUCUACCUAACAACACAUGCUAUUAAACAGGUAAGACAAAAUGCUUUAAACAGUGUAGGUGAUUGAAUAGCUCUUCCAGUUCAGUACAUCUAGACAACUGUCAGUUGUAUAGGACAGUUAUUUAACCUAUCUGGCACAAGCAUUUACAGCACAAGGUGGAUGUGUGAGGACAUCGUCAUACAUACCCAGCUUUGUCCCGUGACAGUGUAGAGUGCUAAAUGGAAGGCUGCUGCGGCGAUAACUGAUGGCAAAUACUUUAGAUAUGGGUCAGCAUCUAUCAAACUUAACUCUCCCAAAAACUGGAAUGAAAAAGUAAAUAUGCUUUAUGAUCAUAAGAGCUCUGGAAUUCAAACCUCAAAUCCUUACCUUCUGACCGAAUAUUUUGCUGUCUUUAAGACUGGCUCUGUAGCAACCAUCGCCACAUCUUUAAAUAUACCCACUACCGUGUUUUGCUUCAUUCUCAUCCUGUAUUUUUCCUCCUUUAAUAACUUUAAAAACUCUGCUGGCUACCAUUUCCCAAGACUUCAUCCUCAUACCACUAUUCCUAGUGCUUUCUCCAUUUAUGUUUUCUUUUGCCAAUGAUAGGCUUUCUUUCAUACUGCAGCACUAACCUGUCCCCAGAAUACUAAAUCCCUUGACCAAGGCUGUAUAAUGAAAUUAGAGCUUGCCCCUAAUUGUGACCUUAGAAUCUUCAUUCAACAAAAUGAAAAGAACUUACCAUUGCUAAACUUUCAACUUUGCAGUUUGCAGACUGCUGGUGCAGAAAGUACUGGGUAAGAAACUGAUUUAUUGUUGGUGCAGCUAAGUCAAAAGCAAGGACUUUCAAAACUAGGUGCUCCAUUCUCAGAACUUGUUUCUUGGUAUAAGUGUCAUCUGUAAUGUAUACAAAUUCUGCUACUUCUGGGGGGUAUAUUUCUUCAAACUUUCUACAAUGAAAGGAGUUUUAAGUAAUCAGUCCUUUUAUAAGAAAAGCAAGCUUGUUUAUCCCGACUUGAAAUCCCUUAAGCAGAAUAAAUGGAACGAAUCCAAAACCAGUUGCCUGUUUCCACUGAUACUUGACCAUUUCUAGCCAAGACUACGUAAGUGCUAAUUAAAAGCCCCAAAUAUUUCUCCCACUUCAGUCAAAGGAAAUAAGUGAGAGACUGACUUCCCAAGAUGGGAACAAUGCCAGAGUUCACCAAGUAACUGAAAAUGUAGGAAAUUUCCUUAGAAAAAUAAAUAAUUUACAUUUUAGUUUUCAUGUCUUAAUGGAGAAAAGAUUUUGCUUAUAUACCAGAAAGUACUUUAAAGUGGAAGGAACCACUCUGUAACCUAGUCCUGGUGUAUUAAAAUGUCACCAGUCUGUAGGUUCAUUCAAGGUGCCCUGAAAUCCAGAUCUAGGAAAAUUAAUGUCCUAAAUUCAAAAAGUUUCAUCCACUCCACCAUCCCUAAAGUAGUUGCUGACUCCCUGCCUUGUAUAGUAUGUUAAAAUGUCACACUUUAAAAGAUCACAAUUUCUUCCCUACACAGAAAUACUACUAAUCACUUUUAACCCAACAAACCAAGUUGUACUUACGAGGCUAACAGCAUAGCAGCAGUGCCCACAAGCUGAAGUUUUCCUCUCAACACAGACAUUGAUGAAAGAAACCUAUCAAUGUAGUUCACAGCCAAAUGCAGGGUCUCAUUCUGUAGUUUAUAUUCUUCUCCUACUUCAACUAACCAGUCCACGAGGAUAGCCCUCAUACUGUUAGUAAUGUCUGGCUGUUUCUUCAUGUAACCCACUUUAGGCUUACAUUUAACCUGUUGAGAAGGUUACUUAGUAUAGUGUUAAAACUGCAGUUAGAUUAUUUUACCAUUAACAGAUGCUGCCUAUAUGCUAGAAACUUAAGUAUAGCAUUAGAGUAAUUCACUGGCAGUUAAAAAACUUAAAAACAUUAUCCUCUUAAUUUCCUUUCACCACAGUGAACAAAUAGUAUAAAAAGUAGAUUCAGAGAGCCUUUACCUCCAUUUCCCUAAGGUAUGUGUAAAUGUCCUCAUGGUAGUCUGGUACUUCAUUAACACUCACUGGCUUUUCAUCUUCCAAUACAAUUGACAUAUCCAUAGUAUGUGGUGACUCUGGGAGAAUUCAAAAGUACAGUGAAGUUCACUUUUCAUUUUCGACUUAAUUUAAGAGCUAAAAGUGAUUGCCCUUGUAAGGAGUCCCAAACUACCAAUGUGUUUAUUUCAUCCAACUAAAAAGAGCUUGUUAUGACAAAGUACAUAGAAGAUUUAACUCUGAUUUUAGUACCUAUGUCCACCUACUUUUGGAAUGAUUUUAAUUAACAAGAAAAAGUACUGACAAACCAUUAACAGGAAAAUGAGUUUGAGGAGCAGGUAUUAUGUUGAAGUAUCAUUCAUCUCCCAUGACAGGAGUACACUGGUUUUGCUAGGACAAAGUUAAAAUCCAAGUUUUGAGAUAUCUAGGAUUUGUCAUAAGAGAGUUUGCAAACCCCUAAGUCUAACCUAUUCAAAGCACAAUCCAGGCAAUAACGAGAAGUAGGGCUAACAAGUGUGCUAAAGAGAAACUCAGAUUUGUUAUGGGCAGUUCAAACACAUUAACACUAAAAUCAAUGGGUGAUUCUUUUUUGGUAAAUUUAAAUUAUCUUUGAAGGCAAAAAAUAUCAUCCAUUAUUCUUUUUACUUCAAGGUUUGAGGUUAAAAUUUAUUGCAGAUUUUAAAUAAAAAUACACCAAUUAUUUUAUUUCCAUAGGACUUCCCUGCUACACCUCUCAUCCAUAGAACUAAAGCUGAGAUUGAAUUUAGUGAGCUGUCCAGUGACUCGAUAGCCUGAUGGUAAAGAAGCAGCACAAACUGUAGUCAGAGUUGUCUAUAGCAGCUACUCUGACUCACAGGAGGACAAUGUCCCUCUCUGGUAACAGACAAUCACUCAGACUGAUUUUACAGAAACAGUUUUAAAGGUGGAAGAGAUGUUGGCUAUCUCAAUAUUUAAAGCUGCAUUCUCAAAUAGCACUCUAUUUGAGAAUGGUAUGUACAAAGUGAGUCUUAAGAAUACAACUGAAAUAUAUUCUCCCAAUCAAGCAAACAUUUCCAGGGUCAGAUUAAAAUAAGUCUGAGAUCUAAUGAAAUUGAUGUAAUUAGCCGUGUACCAGAAGGAGCACGGGAUUAGGAUCCUUUUGUAGGUCACUAGGUCUUGCAUUAGCUGUGAGGCCUGAGAUAAGUCACACCCUUUCUAAACUUGUUACAUUAAACCUAACUCAUAAUGUAGUUAAGGAUCAGGUAAGAUAAUGUUCUGAAAAGCAAAAUUUCAUUAAUCCAGUCUAUUCAGUAAUUAUGAUUACAUUGAUUUGAUAACAAAUUUUCUUUAAAACUUACCAAAACUACCAUCCAUUGGGUAAUCAAGAGGUACCAGUGGUUUUCUUGGUCCUGGUAAAGUAAGAGCUGAGUUAAAAGCCAAGACAUCUUCACCUUCUGGUUUUUUAGAUUCAGCUGGCCUCUUCUGAGUCUCUUCCUCUGCUGCAUCCACGUGAAUGGUAAACGCAGGCUGCUGGCUGUUUGCUUUCCAGGCAGGAACGGUGACAUGCUCAUCAUUUACAGGAAGAUCCUUAAGAGGUGCAACCUAAAAAAUAAAUAACUGGCUUUGAGCUUA